Messenger RNA from Prunus dulcis (almond), 456 nucleotides. RefSeq names its product extensin-like. The record is from RefSeq and is a predicted model, not a curated record. The transcript is spliced from 2 exons. Bases 1 to 456 code for a protein of 151 amino acids. Lineage: Eukaryota; Viridiplantae; Streptophyta; Magnoliopsida; Rosales; Rosaceae.
AUGGCGUCGUUCUCCUCGCCUCCAAGACUUCCCAGGGGGCUCAGACGGCGGCUGAGUCUUGUCGACUAUAACAAGACUCCUAACACCACCAAAAAAAUCGAAACCAAGCUCCGGUUUGCCGAUCUUCGCCGACAGGGUACACUUACUGCAACCCCUCCUACUCCUUCUCCCGCUCCAUCUCCAGAGCCAACAAUUUCUCCAUAUCCUGCUUCUCCAGUUCACUCUCCAGCACCAUCACCUGACAGUAAUCAUCUCCCACCAGCACCAUCCGAAGUACCUCCACAUCCUCGUCCAUGUCCAUACCGCGGUUCUGGAAUUCCUCCAAGCUCCUCACCAACUUCUCAUCCUAACCCUACUGUUCCUCCUACUUAUGCACCUAACGGUUCCCCUACGAGUCCCUCAUCUCAAUUCCCCCAAGCUGAAUCACUGGUUGAGAUUCAGUUCAGGUUUACCUAA